CAUCACCGGACAAAAGGAACACAUUUCAGUGACAAAGAUACAGUUCAGCUCUUGUAAACUGACUGUGAACUGGGCAAAGGAAUUCAGGAAAUCUGCAGCGAUGAACCGUUCCAUGGGGAUAUGUUUGGUUUUUUGUUUGGCAACAUUCAGUUUGGCGUCUGCACUCCGAUGCUAUAAAUGCUCGGAUUACACCGGGCGCUGCUCUAACAUCCAGGAAUGCAGUUAUGAGGAUGCCUGCCUACGGCUACACGAAAGAGGAGGGAAGACCAUCCGCCAGUGCAUUCGGUACACAGACUGCGACAACGUGCGGCUCUCUCAGAUGUUCCCAGCAGUGACUUCCUUCACCUACAGAUGCUGCAGCAGUAACCUGUGUAACAGCAGUACCGCUGUCAUGAUCAGCAAACCCCUGCUGGGCUCGCUGGCCUCCCUGCUCAUCUUCUGGUGGUGUUUGCUCUGAAACAUGCAGCCGAACCCAUUCCGAACAGCGUGCCAGCCGCUAACGUCCGGGGAGGUAUCGCUACAGUAAUCGGCAAAGUAAAAACGGGAUAGGUAACGCAACAUAGAAACUCGAGUUAACUCCUAACUUUUGUAAUAUAAAUUAAACAAAAACAGAGCAGCACACCGAUUAUUAAUGAAACUACCGAAAUCAGAUCCGUUUGCGUGCACGUGGGCCGCGACCCCCAAAAUACAAGCAAAUUGUGAAAACUCAUGUCUGCAUCACGUGCGCACCAAGUGGUAAAACACGGUAAUUGCCGUGAAACUUGAAUGAGGAUAUAGCUAUGUUGACGAUGGUGUCGCGGAGCUUUCAAACAACAGAAAACAUUCCCGUUGUGGCACAAUGAAACAUCUGGUGGCCAGAAGAUGUGUACUUGUGAUGAGAAAUGAUGCUGUUUUUUUUUAACAUUUCAUCAGCCAUCAUAACCCUGGUCUUUUCCCGAGAAAAUCUAUGGAAAUCAAACAAUCCUCUUUUGCUAAUAUGUAAAUAUGGACUUUGGCAUUGCAGAUCUAAACCAAAAAGGAUUGUUAAGAUAUUUGUAUUUUUUCUCUUGGAAACUUUUGAAACAAUUUCAUAAGACAUAAGAGGCCUAAAGAAGCUGGAAUAAUGUAAUUUCUUAGCUGGCGUGUUUUCCGUCGUACUUCACGUAGCGCUUCGGCGGGUUUAUAUAAACACGGGAGCACUUUUAAUACAAACUGGUACUUAGAACAGCGAGGCACACGGUUAUGAAAAUAAACCUAAUUGUAAGUAACUGUCUACAGAAUGAUAUCCUACUGAUUCCGUUUACCGGUAUUAAUAACAGCGUUGCAUUCGAAGGGGAAAGCGGAGAAAAGGAAACUGUUUUAAAAGCACGUGAGAAAAUGAGGAGGAAGUCAUUUGCGCCAUUGGUGGCACAUGGAACCAGUGCUCUUAACUUUAUCCACCAGGCCUUAUACAGCUAUGAAUAACCGAACUGUAGGAGGGAUUCGCGGAUGAGGAGCUAUAAGCUCUCCGAUGGCGUUCGCGCGUCCAUUAUCCUCGGAAACGCACCGAUGUUGCCGCCUUUCUCACUAACCGCGCAGCGCAAUAAAAUUAAACUGUUUAAACUGCA
Messenger RNA from Scleropages formosus (Asian bonytongue), 1586 nucleotides. RefSeq names its product CD59 glycoprotein-like. Lineage: Eukaryota; Metazoa; Chordata; Actinopteri; Osteoglossiformes; Osteoglossidae. The transcript has 4 exons. The record is from RefSeq and is a predicted model, not a curated record. The coding region runs from base 101 to 457 and encodes 118 amino acids.